AUGCCUGAGACGUUCAAGCACACGUUCGACACCCCCGUCUUCAAGGGCGACGUCGCUGUCCCCCUUGGUCUCUACAUCGACGGAAAGUGGGUCGACGGCGCGAACAAGACCACCAUCGACGUCAUCAACCCGACCAACGGCAAGACGUUCACCAAGAUCUCCGAGGGCACCCCCAAGGAUGUCGACAUCGCCGUCGCCGCCGCCCAAAAGGCCUUCGAGACUGUCUGGGGUCUCAACACUACCGGCAACGAUCGUUCCCGCCUCAUGCACAAACUCGCCGACCUCAUGGAGGUCAACGAGGAUAAGCUCGCCGCGCUUGAGGCCCUCGACAACGGCAAGACCUUCGUCUGGGCUAAACGUGCAGACAUCGCGCACUCCAUCACCUGCCUUCGCUACUACGCCGGCUGGGCCGACAAGAUCCUCGGCCAGGUCAUCGAGACCUCCGAGGCCAAACUCACCUACACCCGCCACGAGCCCGUCGGCGUCGUCGGCCAGAUCAUCCCCUGGAACUUCCCUCUCCAGAUGAUGGCCUGGAAGAUCGGUCCCGCGCUGGCCACCGGUUGCGCGAUCGUCAUGAAGCCGUCCGAGUUCACACCCCUCACUGCGCUCUUCAUGACCGAGCUCAUCCACGAGGCCGGCUUCCCCCCUGGCGUCUUCAACCUCGUCAACGGCUAUGGCAGUGUCGUCGGCCAGGCGAUCGCCGAGCACCCACACAUCGAAAAGGUGGCGUUCACCGGAAGCACCCUCGUCGGUCGUAAGAUCAUGGAGGCCGCCUCCAAGUCCAACCUCAAGAAGGUCACGCUCGAGCUCGGCGGCAAGAGCCCGACCAUCGUCUUUGACGAUGCUGAUGUCGAUCAGGCUGUCAAGUGGGCCGCAUUCGGUAUCUACUUCAACCACGGCCAGUGCUGUUGUGCCGGCUCGCGUAUUUUCGUCCACGAGAAGAUCUACGACGAGUUCCUCCAGCGCUUCACCGAGCACACCAAGACGCUCAAGGUUGGUGACCCCUUCGACCCUGAGAACUUCCAGGGCCCGCAGAUUUCGCAACUGCAAUAUGACCGCAUCAUGGGCUACAUCGACUCCGGCAAGGAGCAGGGCGCGACGCUCCACCACGGCGGCAACCGCGUAGGGAAUGAGGGCUUCUUCAUCACCCCGACCAUCUUCACCGACACGAAGCCAAACAUGAAGAUCGUCCAGGAGGAGAUCUUCGGGCCGGUGUGCGUGGUGAUCAAGUUCAAGGACGACGACGACAUCGUCGCGCAGGCGAAUGACUCCAUCUACGGUCUCGCGGCGGCAGUGUUCUCGCAGAACAUCACCCGCGCGCUCUCGACGGCGCACAAGCUCAAGGCGGGAACCGUCUGGGUGAACACGUACAACAUGCUCUACCCUAACGUUCCUUUCGGCGGCUACAAGCAGUCCGGCAUCGGGCGCGAGCUCGGCGAGUACGCGUUGUCCAACUACACCGCGACGAAGGCGGUUCAGGUCAACCUCCACAUUAAGAUGUGA
Messenger RNA from Epithele typhae, 1503 nucleotides. RefSeq names its product aldehyde dehydrogenase. The coding region runs from base 1 to 1503 and encodes 500 amino acids. Gene Ontology annotation, molecular function: aldehyde dehydrogenase (NAD+) activity. Lineage: Eukaryota; Fungi; Basidiomycota; Agaricomycetes; Polyporales; Epitheliaceae. The record is from RefSeq and is a predicted model, not a curated record. The transcript is spliced from 7 exons.